This is a messenger RNA of Lingula anatina, 2902 nucleotides long. RefSeq lists its product as uncharacterized. The record is from RefSeq and is a predicted model, not a curated record. NCBI's taxonomy places the organism in Eukaryota, Metazoa, Brachiopoda, Lingulata, Lingulida, Lingulidae.
UAUAUAUACACAUUGCUGAUGUUUUUGUUGUUGUAUACAUUUAAUGUUUUUGCCUUAAAAAUAAUUAACAUUUCGUGUACAUAAAUUUUUUGUCAGCGGUGAUGGUGGGUUUUACUGAAAAGUUGUUUGUUAAAUAUUGCCUAAAAAGUCAACAAAGAAACGGUGCUGAUAGUUGCAACAUUCAUUGUUAUAUAUUUGUUUUUAAAUUGUCAAAAUUAAGUGAAUCAGGUGGCUCAGUUCAUUGCCAGAAAUCAGAAAAACUAUUCAGAGUGCAACAAUGGAACAAAAUGUUACUUAAAAGUUAUAUUUUUUAUAGAAGUGUCAGUUUUGAGAUAUGGAAAUAAAACACGACAAAUUACAACCUUUGAAACUUAUAGAUUUUUGUGUACUACGUACAUCUUUUUAUGUUACAAAUCUACUGGCGGAUAGUUUUAAAAUCAAAUCAUAAACAAUGGAAAAAGACAAACGGGAUUGUUUAUCUAAAACUAAAUCUUUAUGAAAGAAGAAAUAUUAACUUAUUAUGCUAAAGAUGUUCUACUUUAUGGAAAGAUACUUUAUGGAAAGAUAGAGGUCAAGUCGUUUGUCAUCUGUCAGUUGGUAAAUACAACAUGUAUAUGUAUAUAUAUAUAUAUGUCUACACAUCAAAUAUUUCUUGAUGGUUACUUACAAUUGGAUCUUUUUCAUUAAUUUUUUUAAUUUAGAUACAUGAAAAUGGACCAUGUGAUUUUUGUAAUGCCCUCUUUUACAUAAUCUUUGCAAAAUCAACAGCUAUUAUCUCUCUGAACAUCAGUUUAAUAAGGAGUUGUUGAGUGAAUCAUAGUUAAAGAGGGUGUAAUUAAUACAGUCAUAUAACUCUUAAUUGAGGAACCAGGUCAUACAGGAUUUUUAUAGUACUUAAACAGAAUGAUUUAUUUUUAUAAACGUGCAUAUGAACAGAGUGUUAAAUGACAUGGACCAACCCAGAAGAUAAAGCUUGAUUUAUUUUCAUGUCUGCUGCUUGCGCAUUGGAAUGCAUCUUGUUUUAUACAGACACAAAUCCCAAACAGGCACAUGCAGAAUUAAACGUGUAAAAUUUGCAGUCCCAAGUGAGAAGAAUUCUCCAACAUAUGGAUGGAGGGAUUACAUGGUGUGAAAACUACAUGUCAAAGAAAGCUUAACAGAAAAUAACUCAAGAUUUUGUGCUUCAAAAUUGGUUGAGGAUAGAAGUAUGGUUCACAGAAAUCUGCUGUAUGGCUUGGCUGGUGCACUGGUGCUGAUGGCGCUCUUGAUAAUGCUGCCAAAGAAGUUUGAAAUGCUGAAGACAAAUGGUGAACCAAACCAUUUACCAGAACCAGCCAGUAAAAAUAACCAGCAUCAGACAGAGGUCUCAAGGGAUCAUCUGCAUUUGGCACCAUCUAUUGACAACCCCCUGUCUCCUCCUUGUGGGGAAGUCUGUGAUUUUUCCAUCCACAAAAGCAAAGGAAUGUCUUUUGUCAAGAAGAAUUUUAAUUGUCGUAACAUAUUUCUGAGACUUAAAUACCCUCCUGGAAAAGUGUAUAAACCACCUCUACGAGAGCCACCUACAGAGCUUUUGGAUGCGUUCACACAAAAUGGAGACAUGGCACUGGGAUCUUUUUACAUGGAUGGCACAACGGCUUCUAAGGGCUCCGUGUUCAAGAUAGAGGACAUGAACAAAUUAAUCAAAGACGAUAAAGAGCUAAAAAUGAUUGGAAGUUACGGAAAAGAGAGUGCAAAGUUUAAGAAUGGUCUCAGCAAAUACAAAUCUGAACUGACGGGCAAGUCUGGGAUAGUGAUUGGGAGUAUUCGUCCUUGGAUAGAAGUAAUGCUCAUAAACAUGGGUGUCAAGCAUGUGACAACAGUAGAUUAUAAUUCUGUCAUAUUUGAGCAUCCUCAGAUAUCGUUUAAACUGAUGCCAGACUUGGCAGACGAAAGUAUAAAAAAUCAGCCACCCCAGUUUGAUUUUGCUGCAUCAUUUUCUUCCUUAGAACACUCAGGACUUGGUCGCUAUGGCGACCCUAUUAAUCCGUAUGGUGAUUUUGAAGCUGCAGCGCAAAUAUGGUGCAUGCUUAAGCCUGGUGGGUUAUUUUUUCUUGGUGUUCCUGCUUCAUUUGGAAAGAGAAAAGGGACGCUGGAGUAUAAUGCACAUCGUAUCUACGGUGAAGCUCGUAUCGAGCAACUCACGGCAAACUUUGAGGAAAUUUAUAGGUUUCAUACUGGUAUUCACGGUGUAUUUGUGUUGAGAAAGCGAGUGUGAUCAGAUCGCCCUGAGGUUCAGAGCCUGUAUUGGAACCUCUCUGAAUAUCAGUACUUUAAAACUGCAUUAGAUCAAUGAAUCUGUGAGUGGGGAUUAUUGAUAAUAUAUGGAAAUCAUUGGCAAGGAGGAAGAUGUACUCUUCAUGCACAUUAAAUACAAUAAAGUUAUCUGGUUUGCAGAACUGAAAGUGGUGUGAUACACCAAAAAGUAAUUAAAAAGCAAAAAAAGUAAAAUAUGGAUUUGAUAGCAUGGCGUCAAACCAGAAGUGAUGAGGUGAACUGUCUCCUGUUUAAGUGGCUCUUGCUCCCCCUCAGGGACAACAUUUAUCAUUAUGCCUAACAUGAUACGACCAGAUAUGACUCCCAUAAUUUUAAACUCCCUCACUUCAUCUCAUAAGUUUUGAUAGUAUGUCGUCCAAAUUUGCAUAAGAAUUUUGACAUGUUACAGUUCUCUCACCAAGACUUGCGUCAUAAAAUAUUUAAUGCAAAUGGUGAUCUAAGUUAAGUAUAAUGUUAUCUGGCAUUUUUCACCUCAGCUAUUUAGUUUGAAGAGUUGAUAUUUAACUGGUAGGUGCCCUUCUUCAGGUACUGAAAAUAAAAGUUACUAAUUUUAACUGAAAAGGCCUAUUAGUAACCUUUCCUUUUUAUU